UUUGUAUAGCUGUCGGUUCAGGUUAUAAAAAACAGUAGCUGGGUUGAGUCGGAUUUAGUUAUUUUCUGCAGCACAAAAGCAAUCGUGCUAUACAAGAUUGAAAAUGCUACGUGGAAUUCUUUCGUUUCUGGCAUCUGUCGGUUUUGCUUUAGCCCAGUACUAUCCAAAUAAUGGAGGAUUAGGUUUCGGACAGUCAUUACCCGGACCAGGAUACCCCGGGUCAAUGUAUCCAGGAGCGAGUUUAAAUUCAGUGCAACCACCAAACUACUAUCCGGGAUAUUUCCCCCCCUCGGCAAUGGCUAAUUUACCAAUGGCACCUGGCAAUGUUGGUAUUAAUCCAGGAGUACUUCCUAUGCCCAUGGCUAUGCCGAUGCCUAUGAGUAUGCCCGUAGCCAUGGGGUCCAAUGAAAAUUCGAACUCAAACGAGAAUGCUAAUACCAACGUCAACAUAAACUCUGGAUCCUACAGAAGAAGUCUCCAUCGUCCGAGCAAAGAAAACUCCAUGAAUAGAAACACCAACACCAACAACAAUAUAAAUGCCUAAGACUCCAAUUUGUCCAGAAAAUAUUUAACGAAUAAAUAUAUUUGAUAA
Molecule: messenger RNA, 592 nt
Organism: Microplitis mediator
Lineage: Eukaryota; Metazoa; Arthropoda; Insecta; Hymenoptera; Braconidae
Exons: 3
Coding region: 104-544 (146 amino acids)
Source: RefSeq, a predicted model, not a curated record